Messenger RNA from Epinephelus lanceolatus (giant grouper), 5119 nucleotides. RefSeq names its product vasorin-like. The record is from RefSeq and is a predicted model, not a curated record. Gene Ontology annotation, cellular component: extracellular matrix. NCBI's taxonomy places the organism in Eukaryota, Metazoa, Chordata, Actinopteri, Perciformes, Serranidae. Gene Ontology annotation, molecular function: protein binding.
UUCAAUGAGCGCUAUUGUUGAAAAGUCUGUGCGCCGCUGAACCCCGGCGGACCUGAGUCUCCAACUCUGACAGACGGAGCGGAGCGAGUGCGCUGCAGUGAUACACCUUUUGGUUUUUCUAUGGACUGUUGCGUUGCAAGUAGAGGUUUAUGAGCAGUUUCGGGGUUUGGCACGGAGAGACACGCCGGCAAAGUGGAUAAAAAGUUUGGGUAGAAGCUGCUCCAGCGCAUUCCCGCGGACUUUGGAUUACUUUAACAAGGGUUUAAGGCCUGACGUCACCAUGCUGCCUUACUUCCUGCUCCUCUUCCUUUCAUCUGGUCUGGUGUUAUCCUCUGACUGCCCGGCUGACUGUUCUUGCAUGGGCCAGGACUCAAUAUUCUGCAUUCAACGACGCUCCAGCACUGUGCCUCGUGUCCCAGCCACCACACAAAAUUUAUACAUCUUCCAGAAUGGCAUCGACACUUUGUCCCAAGAUGACUUCAAAGGCCUGGGGGAGUUGGAGUUGCUAGACCUGAGCCAGAACGAGCUGGCAGAGAUGCCAGAUGGUGUGUUUGAGAUGCUGGCAAAGCUGAAAAACUUAGACCUCUCCUCUAACCAAAUUACACACAUUUCCAAAGGCAGUUUUUCUGGGUUGGUCCAACUAGAGAGGCUGUAUCUCCACGCAAACCGCAUUCAGAGCAUCCAUUUGGAAGCUUUUGAUGGUUUAGAGAUGCUACUGGAACUCAAGCUCCAAGGGAACCAGCUCACCUCUCUGCCAUCCCUUCAUUUCCCCAGGCUUCUGCUUCUAGACCUGAGCUACAACAACAUCCCAACCCUGGGACCCUCAGACCUCCAGACUCCCCACCUGGAGGCCCUUAAAGUGGCCUCUCUGGGGCUUACAUCUGUGGAUGAGGAUCUCAUAGCCUCACUGGGGAACCUUCAUGAGCUCGACAUCUCCACAAACCAGUUAACUGAGGUUCCCCAGGCCCUAAAACAAGACUCCCUCAAGGGGCUGAUCAAGCUCAGCCUGGCUGCCAACCCAUUGGGUGAGCUCAAGGUGGAGGACUUCCAGAAACUGAGUGGACUUCAAGAAUUGGAUCUAAGUGGACUUAAUCUCCAGGGAUUUUCUCAGAGUUUCUUCCAGACCUUCCCUAGGUUGGGUCAACUGACAGCAGCUGAGAACCCAUUUAACUGCUUGUGUCCAUUAGCCUGGUUCCCUGUCUGGCUAAAAGAGAAAGACGUGAAUCUUGGGAGGCCUGAGGAAACCAGGUGUCACUUCCCUCUAGUCAAUGCUGGAAAAAUGCUUUCAGCGCUGGAACACAAAGAUUUCGGUUGUCCACCUACCACCACAGUGCUGAUUGGCUCCCCCAUUGGAAGUACUCCUGUUCCCCAGAUGCCCACCACAUCUCCAGACACCAUCCAUACCAAUGCUAUUCCCCCUCCUCCUCCACCCAGUGAGGCAACCGUGUCCUCAAAAACAGACAGCCCCCUUUCACCAGAACCUCCAGUCUCCCCAAGUUCCACCAGUGGAGAGAUAGGGGAGCACAUCUGCCCACCAAAUAUCUGCCUUAAUGGAGGCACCUGUAAUUUUGACCCACUGGGGCAACUCAGCUGUCUUUGUCCCUCGGGGACCUCUGGCCUCUACUGUGAAAAUGUGGAUGAGGUUCCUGAGCCACCGAAACCAUCAGCAACAGAAGUUUUGCUAGCUGCCCCUGCAAUGCCAGCUGAACUCGAUGCUAUCAGCUCACGGCAGGUCACCUCCACAUCUAUCCUUCUUGACUUGCACCGUUUCAUUGAGACACGGCCACACAUCCGUGGCAUCAGGUUGACCUAUCGUAACCUCUCAGGACCUGACCGCCGCCCCAUUAUCCUGAGUGUACCAGCUUCUUACCCUGAGUACACUUUGCGUGGUUUGAGACCCAACUGUACCUACUCAGUCUGUGCCAGUCCUCUGGGUGAAAGAAUCAACUCUAGGGCAAACAGCUCAGCUGAAACAGGGUCGUGUACAGAGGCUCGCACAGAAGGGAUCCCACAGACAUCUUCAGAGUCCAGGGUGGAGACACAGAGCCCGCUGACAUACACUCUCAUUCCUGCCCUGGCUGCACUGGCACUGGUGCUGGGGUUGGCCGUGGUGGCUGGGACAAUCAUUUGUGUCCGAAAGAGAAGGCAGGCCCAGGCAGAAAUGGAGCUAGAGCUGGGCCCAGCAGAUCCUGAUCCCAUGGAAUUGGAGGGCAUAAAGGCCAGCCUGGAGAAUGGGGGAAAUGGCACACUACCCCACAAACAGCCUGAGAUUGACCGCUGUCACACUCCUCAGCCGCCUCCAUCUUUGCAGCAAAAUGGAGGUUUGGACUAUGAAGUUCCCUUGAUGCAAGGACACUGCCCAUCAAAUAACAAUCUAGCAUCCUUAAAGCCAUCAUAUUUCUAAAAUGCAAUAAAAUACACUUGGAAAGAUUUUGAAGAGAGAGGGCUUGCCCAUCAGGAGAUCCUGCUAUGGCUCACUUAGUGGUUAAAAAUCAAAUCUUCAUUCCAAUAUCAGAUAUCCACAAUUUGAAAAGUGGCACUUACUGUCCAAAUGAUAACACUGCAGACUGGAUCAUCUAUUUUAGAAAUACUGAAAGAUGAAUUUAAGAUUACAGCAUAUUGGAAAUGUGCUAAACCACUGUGGGACAAUGAUCAGGACGUGGUUUACAGUCAUCUAGCAGAGUUUAAUGGUGGUGAAACCUAACUAAGUGAUUAAACUAAGUGCAAUCGAAUAGAAGGGUCUUAGUAGCAGACUGAAAACGGAAGUGCCUUUUUGCAUUGAAACAGCUGUAACCAGUGGCUCAUUUUAAAAAGAAAUCUUUGUUUAUAUAAAAGAAACUAUACGAAUGAGCUGUAAUCCUGUUGCUGGAUUUGAGAGAUACAGAAUGGGGAUAAGUGCCCCAGUGUUUGGGCUACAGAACUGGAGGAAGUGACAGUGGUUUAAAUGAAAACAGUGAUGCAGAUGUGUGAUUCCUGGACCUCAUGUCCUGGUACUAAAUGGGUUUUCGACCAACUCCAACUGCUCCAUGGGGAUUAUUAAAAAAAACUUGCACUGAAAAGAAAUAUUUCUUUUCCUUUCCAGUGUCCCAGUCACGAACUGCCAAAAGACUGAUGGUAGCAUUAAGAAAUGCAGACACAAAAACUUUGAAAAAAUACUUUGCAAAGCUAGUGAUAGGCUGACCUGUCUCAACAUCAUAUUUCGUCAUUGACAUUAUCUAAUCUGAAAGAAAACUUCAAGUUGGAUUCUUCAGUGUCAACAGAUCUACCAUAUUUCUCUCCACACAUCCCGAAGCUUUUGGCUCCGUGAGAGAUGAAUUUGCUGUGAAAGAUAAAUGGACUGAAUUAAGAGCCAUUGAGAAUGGACUUUGCCGGCAUUGUUCUGCACCGUGAUGGGAAAGCUGUUUUGUCUAGUUUAUAUCAUGAUAUUUUGUUUUUGUUGUGCUUUUUUUUUUUUUUUUGUAUUUUUGUUGUGUUUUAUGCUGUUGAUGUCCAUACAGUGUUGCUAUUUUUUGCAAGUUGAAACUUUUUUUUAUUGUUCUCCCUUGAAAAAGCCUCCUUAAUUCAUCAUAGAUUCUAUCAUUUUCUUUUUGCAUAUAAGGUUACAUGUUGCUAAAACUUUCCAGAGCUACUUGCAGCGAGUGAUGAGUAAACACUAGCUUAGAUUCUUGAGCUAAAAGCACUAAAACAACCAACUAUAAUCACAUAACUACUAAAAAGUUUUCAUGUAAAGACUAAAUUUAAACAGUUUUCUUUACAUCAUGCACAGAAUGUUUUUGUAUGAGGUUCGCCAAAAUAUGUCUGAGGAGUUCACCAAGUGAAUGUAACUAUCAAGUGUCAGACACUUUAUAUUCUCUGCGAGGUCUGCCAACGCUACAUAAGGACAAGCCACAGACUGUUUUUGACAGCCAGAGCUCCCAAAAUUGUGUUCAAAGGCCUUUUUGCCACAGAACCCACUCCUAUAAAGCAGCACACGCGCGCCGAGAAAAGAAAGGAAGUUCAAAGAGCUCCAAGGAAACUUGCUGUGAGUGUCAGUGAGUUUUAGUCACUAGUUCCCUCUUGGCUGAACCAUUUCUGAGAUAUGGUCUAGACAGGGUCCCCCUGUAGCUGUUUGUUCUCACACACCCUCUCUCUGGCUCCCUGUGCCUCCACUUCAACCAUCCACUGUGUUUUGGUACAAAAAGAUUAUUGGCAUGUGUGUUCAGAGACUGUUUUGCUUGUUUACGGCCAACCAGACUGUGAAAUGCACCGGCUAAGUGCACCGUUCUGAUGUAUUUGUUCUUUUUUUCCUGUCUGAGGUUGGGAAUGUCACAAGCUUUUAGUGUUACUUUUCUUUUUUAUAUAUAUCUUUUCCUUUCAUGAGAAAGAAUCUUAACUUGGAAAGUAUAAUAGGUUUACAGAGACGUGCCUUAGCAACAUUCGUGCAGAGCCUUACUGACAUCUUGUAGUGUCAUAUUACAUGUUGAUGUGUAUUUCAAGAACAAAAGGGCCUUUAUGUUGUCUCACAAGAUAUUGCAUUAUAUUACAUUACAAACUACAAAUGAAGAAACAUGAAAUGUAAUGUAAUCUGUUUUUAAAAAGACCUUCCUUGGUUCUUGGUGAUCUACAGUAACAGCAGAAAGCUUGGAUGACUGGGUUUUAUCAGUUUUUUCAGGUGUGUGUGUGUGUGUGUGUGUGUGUGUGUGUGUGUGUGUGUGUGUGUGUGCGCGUGCGCGUGUGUGCAUGUGUGUUUUACUUCCACUUCUACAGUACGUUGUCUGCUUUAUAAUUGAGUCCAUGCACUACACUCCAGCACUGUCCAAAAUCAACUUACCAUUCUCUGGCUUCUCUACUUUCUUCGUUCUGUCAAUAUUCCAGCAUAAACACAGACACAGAUGCUCAUAUAUCAGCUCUCCAACAAUAUAUCAACUGGAAGACUCUUUGUAUCGCUUUGGACAGUGAGAGGAGCAGGAAAUGUUUGAAAUAUUUUCAACAUGCUUGUUACAGAACCUUCCCUGUUUAUUUAGGGAAGCUUGUCUUUUUUUCCUUGUUUAAUGUUUGUCAAUUAUGUCAAUUACAUUUUUGUUUUUGCCAGAAUGCUGAGAAAAAGAACAGUAUUAAAAAGAUUUAAUGUUAAAUCUGA